Carica papaya (papaya) is the source of this 535-nucleotide messenger RNA. NCBI's taxonomy places the organism in Eukaryota, Viridiplantae, Streptophyta, Magnoliopsida, Brassicales, Caricaceae. The record is from RefSeq and is a predicted model, not a curated record.
AUGAUUUGUGUUAUGACUUUUUAGCUGAUUCCUUAUCCAUUAUAGAUGCAUGCUAAUUUCUUUUAUGCAGGUGUAUGAUGUGACAAAAUUCUUGGAAGAUCACCCUGGUGGAGAUGAAGUUUUGUUGUCUGCGACGGGGAAGGAUGCAACUGAUGAUUUUGAAGAUGUGGGUCAUAGUAACACCGCAAGAGAAAUGAUGGACCAAUACUAUGUAGGAGAAAUCGAUGCUUCAACCAUCCCCAAGAAGACCGUGUAUAAACCUCCAAAGCAAGCUCAAUACAACCCGGACAAGACUUCUGAAUUCAUUGUCAAACUCCUCCAAUUCUUAGUUCCUCUUGCAAUCUUGGGGUUGGCAGUCGGGGUCCGCAUUUACACCAAGUCAACUUAAGGUCUAGAUCCUGUAAUUGUGAUACAAAACCAGUACUCUAUUUAUGGUAACUAUUGAGGAACUGUUUUUGUUGCUCCUUUAUGUUAUUGCUUGCAACUUGCGAUGGUAAUACCAAAAAACUACCUCUUAAUUUUAGAGGUAGAGUAA